Alternaria atra is the source of this 1071-nucleotide messenger RNA. RefSeq lists its product as uncharacterized. NCBI's taxonomy places the organism in Eukaryota, Fungi, Ascomycota, Dothideomycetes, Pleosporales, Pleosporaceae. The record is from RefSeq and is a predicted model, not a curated record. The transcript is spliced from 3 exons. Gene Ontology annotation, molecular function: oxidoreductase activity. The coding region runs from base 1 to 1071 and encodes 356 amino acids.
AUGCCUGAUAAGAUGCGCGCAGCACAGAUCGUAGAGAAUGAGAAACCAUAUCAGCUAUGUGAGCGAGCUAUACCUCAGUGCGGAGACCAUGAUCUCCUUAUCGAAGUGUAUGCAGCCGGGUUUUGUCACUCUGAUCUACAAGUAUGGAAUGGGCAAUUUCCGACAAGCCUUCCUAUGAUCCCUUCGCAUGAGCCGGCUGGCAAGAUCGCACAGGUCGGUACGAACGUUCAAGGCUCCUGGAAGGUCGGAGACCGCGUCGGUGUUUUGAACUACAAGAAUGCGUGUGGACAAUGUGCAGGAUGUCGACAGCACUCACGGAGAUCGAAACGUCCUGAUCCGCGCUUCUGCCAAAGACGAAUCGUGGCUGGCUUCAGACACGAUGGCGCAUUCGCCGAAUACAUGCUGGCCGACCCAAACACCACAGUGCAUCUUCCAGACGGAGUUUCCUUCGAACAGGGAGCGCCUUUGAUGUGUGCUGGAGCGACAGUAUGGGGCGCACUGCGAAAACUUAGUCCCCAGGUCCAGCCAGGCGACGCUGUAGCUGUGGUAGGCAUUGGAGGUCUAGGGCAGCUUGGAAUCCAAUUCGCCAAAGCCCUGGGAUACAGGACGAUAGCCAUGGACAACCGUGAUGAAGGUCGCCAGCUUGCGCUCGACUUGCCCGACCACCUGAGACCCGAUUUAAUCAUGGACUCAACCGCCGAGGACGCCGAAAAGAAGAUACAAGAAUUUACUUCUGACGAAGGUCUUGCAGGCAUCGUAGUGUGUACCGAUUCGAUACAAGCGAACGCUUGGUGCCUCCAGCAACUGGGUAAUGGUGGUGUUAUGGUCCCACUGGGCCUACCGAAAGAUAAGUGGCAGUUUGACUCGGAAGCCAUGGUAUUCCAUGAGCUUACCAUCAAGGGCAGCUAUGUCGCUAGCGCUGAAGAAGUCGAAUCGAUGCUCAAGGUGGUGGCCAAGUACGGAAUCUCGUCACAUUUGACCGUUCUAGGCUUCUCGGAAAUUCCCAGCCUCAUCGAGAGGUAUCUGCACGCAUCGAUGAAAGGCCGACUAGUCAUAAACAUUAAAGAAUGA